AUGUCCUCCACGCGCCACAAUGCAUCGGCAACCUCGUCUGAAAGGAAACGCUUGCGCGAUAGACGCGCUCAACAGAACCUGCGAGAGAAACGGGAGAACCGCAUGCGAGCUUUAGAGGAGCGGGUGUCCUAUUGCGAGAAGAAUCAUGGCAACGAAUUGAUUCACAAUUGUAUGCUCACCGUGGAGACUGUUAGACGGGAAAAUGAGCUUCUUCUAGCUCGACAAGAACACCUUCGUCGUCUCUUCCAGGGCUGGGAGGCCCAGGGCAAUGGCGCGGCGGGGGCACGUCUAGCACUUUCUUCAACGUAUAUGGCCUCCGACCCUCUACCAGCACCGACGACACCGAUUUGUAGCCCGGGCAGUGAGACAGUCUUGGUCGAUCCCGAGAUGCACACUAUGUCUGGCUGGUCCGGCAAUGGUAUAGAAUUUCCACAUCUCGGGUCAACUACCGAUGGUCUCACAGCUACAUCGAUGCCUAGCACGUGGCCCGUGGGGUCAGGCACUCAAAGCCCACCCUCACCAAUUAUUGAGCUUGGCCUGGUGCCCGAUAUGCACCCCACCCCCGGCCCAGACACGUGCCCGUUGAUGACCCCUAAGGAGUAUACCCAUAUCACCGCUAAUACUCGUUGGGAUGGGUGGCUAGCGGUGUCAGAGGCCAUCGCCAAGCUACCACUUCUAUCGACUCCCUUUGAGCUGCUACAUGGCUCCAGGCGUAACUGGCUAGCAGACCAGAUCAACCGAUUGCUUAGACGGAUGAGCCUCCGAGAGCCCGACCGUUUAGCAUACAGCUGGAUCAUGUAUUCUUUUGUUAAAUGGCGGGCCAACCCUUCCCCUCUUGCAUAUGCCAACAUGCCAAAUUUCAUACAACCUGUGGCGGGGCAAGUACGGCAGGAUCAACAUGCUGAUUUGGUUUUCUUCCUGUGGCCACAACUACGGCUGAACGUGCUGGAGAAUUGGAAUACCAUCGAUAUUAUAGAACUCUAUAGAUAUGCCAUCAGCGCCUGUAGAGUGCGGUGGCCGUCGUCCCAGAGUAUUUGGGACUGGGAUGACAACAACAACAUGUUUGUGAAGCCUGAAUUCUUUCAGACCUUCAUGGACCGGAGUGGCUGGGGGUUAACAUCGGUCUUCAUCGAUAAAUACCCGCAGUUGAUGAAGGGGAUGGAUGUGGAACACAUCCGAUACGACAUUCCGUAG
This is a messenger RNA of Aspergillus oryzae RIB40, 1194 nucleotides long. Its product is annotated as bZIP transcription factor. The coding region runs from base 1 to 1194 and encodes 397 amino acids. Lineage: Eukaryota; Fungi; Ascomycota; Eurotiomycetes; Eurotiales; Aspergillaceae. Gene Ontology annotation, biological process: regulation of DNA-templated transcription. Gene Ontology annotation, molecular function: DNA-binding transcription factor activity. The record is from RefSeq and is a predicted model, not a curated record. The transcript has a single exon.